AUGAUUACCGCUUGGAUCACUGAUCUAUUUGCUUGCAUGGGUGGUUGUUUUGGAUGCUGUGUGAAACCCACACCAAUUAUUGCCGUUGAUGAGCCUGCCAAAGGACUAAGAAUUCAGGGGCAGAGUAUGAGAAAACCUACCACUUCGGAUGGAUUCUGGAGUUCAAGUCCUUGUGAUUUGGAUAACAGCACCAUUCAAUCUCAACGAAGUAUAUCUUCUGUCAGUACAUUAAAUCAAAUUCUCUAUCAAAGCAAUGGAACUUCUACUGCAGGCACCGACCCCGAAUUUGUAAACCAAGGUCUUCGCCAUUGGAAUGAAAGCAGGCAUCAGUGGGUUGGACACAGCCUAUCUGAGAAGCAAAGCCAAGAAAAACAAGAAUCGCGAUUAAAUCGGAACGCAACUUAUGAAAGUUUGCUUGGGACUAGACAACCUUUCCCGAAGUCCGUACCUCUAUCAGAAAUGGUUGAAUUCCUGGUGGAUGUUUGGGAGCGCGAAGGAAUGUAUGGUUGA
Lathyrus sativus (Indian pea) is the source of this 510-nucleotide messenger RNA. The record is from the annotation of a GenBank genome assembly. Lineage: Eukaryota; Viridiplantae; Streptophyta; Magnoliopsida; Fabales; Fabaceae.